Psammomys obesus (fat sand rat) is the source of this 2722-nucleotide messenger RNA. RefSeq names its product phospholipase A2 group XV (gene Pla2g15). Bases 72 to 1331 code for a protein of 419 amino acids. The record is from RefSeq and is a predicted model, not a curated record. Lineage: Eukaryota; Metazoa; Chordata; Mammalia; Rodentia; Muridae. The transcript is spliced from 6 exons. Gene Ontology annotation, cellular component: lysosome. Gene Ontology annotation, biological process: ceramide metabolic process; phosphatidylcholine metabolic process.
GCGGUGGGUUAAGCGCAACGCUGCGGCCCCGGCCUAGGCAGGAUCCCUAAGCACUGAAGCCGCCCUUGGACAUGCUGCCACAGUCUCACGCCAUGGACUGCCACCUCUGCACUUGUCGCGCGACCCAGCUCCGGAGUGGCCUCCUGUUCCCCCUGCUUCUGCUAAUGAUGCUGGCAGACCUGGCGCUCCCGGCCCAACGUCACCCCCCGGUGGUGCUGGUGCCUGGUGACUUGGGGAACCAGCUGGAAGCAAAGCUGGAUAAGCCGAAGGUGGUCCACUACCUUUGCUUCAAGAGGACGGACAGCUACUUCACACUGUGGCUGAACCUUGAGCUGCUUCUGCCUGUUAUCAUCGACUGCUGGAUCGACAACAUCAGGCUGAUUUACAACAGAACAUCUCGGGCCACCCAGUUUCCUGAUGGUGUGGAUGUUCGUGUCCCUGGCUUUGGGGAAACAUUUUCUGUGGAGUUCCUAGACCCCAGCAAAAGGAAUGUGGGCUCCUAUUUUUACACUAUGGUGGAGAGCCUUGUGGGCUGGGGCUACACGCGGGGCGAAGACGUCCGAGGGGCUCCCUAUGAUUGGCGCCGAGCCCCGAAUGAAAACGGGCCCUACUUCUUGGCCCUCCGAGAGAUGAUCGAGGAGAUGUACCAGAUGUAUGGGGGCCCCGUGGUGCUGGUCGCCCACAGCAUGGGCAACAUGUACACGCUCUACUUUCUGCAGCGGCAACCACAGGCCUGGAAGGACAAGUACAUCCGCGCCUUCAUCUCACUGGGUGCGCCCUGGGGGGGCGUGGCCAAGACCCUGCGUGUCCUGGCGUCAGGGGACAACAAUCGCAUCCCUGUCAUUCGAACACUGAAGAUCCGGGAACAGCAGCGAUCUGCCGUCUCUACCAGCUGGCUACUGCCAUACAACCACACGUGGUCACAUGAAAAGGUAUUUGUGCACACACCCACGACUAACUACACACUCCGGGACUAUCGCCGCUUCUUCCAGGACAUCGGCUUCGAAGAUGGUUGGCUCAUGCGGCAGGACACAGAAGGGCUGGUUGAAGCCGCCAUGCCACCUGGCGUGGAGCUGCACUGCCUCUAUGGGACUGGUGUCCCCACGCCGGACUCUUUCUACUAUGAGAACUUUCCUGACCGUGACCCAAAAAUCUGCUUUGGUGAUGGUGAUGGCACAGUGAACCUGGAGAGUGUUCUGCAGUGCCAGGCCUGGCAGAGCCGCCAGGAGCACAAAGUCUCAUUGCAGGAGUUGCCAGGAAGUGAACACAUUGAGAUGCUAGCCAAUGCCACUACCUUGGCCUAUUUGAAACGUGUGCUUCUUGAACCUUGAUUCCUGUGCCAGGCUGGCUGGAUGGCUAGACCACGGAUCUGAUCUUGUCCUCUGACUCUUCCGUGGCCUACGAGCUUGGCAAAGUUUGUGAUCAUCGUUCGAAGGCCUAACUUUUAGGCUGUAAGGCAUUUGCCCAGGGGAAUGCUAUUUCUCGUCCUUCUUACGUAGAAUAGCAGUGAAGAAGGAAGAAAUAAGUGUGAACUCAAAGGACAUUUGUUGGAAAGAAUGCUGCUACUGAUGGAUUUGUGACCUCAGACUGGCUGUGUAGGCUGGAUUGUUGGCUCCUCAUCCCGGUCCCUAACUCAGGCCAUGCAGUCCUUCUAGCUCCUGGUCUUUCCACUCUAGCCUACUCGGUCCUAACCUUCCUGUGACGGAUGUUAGUUAUUGAGCUGAAGUCCUGCCCUGGAAGGUUCCACAGUGACCCUCAGGUGACCUUCCCACACACUGGACUCAGGUAGCCUACUACGCUGGCUGUAGGUGGCUAGAGCUGCCGGCUUUCCUCUGACUUCACUGGUGGACAUCCUGAGUGUGGGGUCUCCUGGAUGCAGUCUGGCAACCUGCAGGCAGGGCAGCUGUGUGCUCCAUGAUUCCUCCAGGUCCUGGGAUAUUUACAGUCCACUCUACCUCUCACCUCUAGCAGCAUCCUAGUUCUGAACUGGGCAGCAGAGGACCCCUCAAUUCUGGGGGACAUGUCCUAGGAUUCCUGAUCUUGGUGGUGAUGCGGGUCCCAGUACUGAAGCUGGCUCUCUUGGUUCUGGGACUGUAGGUUAAGGAGAGUAGUGCCUAAUGUCGUGACCUUCUAGCAAGGUACCUGGGAAGAAAGUGAGCUCAACGGAACCACCACGGGUGCUCAGAGCUUCCCUGAGCCUGCCUUGAGAACUCCACCACCAUCUCGUACCCUGCUGUAGGGUCUUUGUACCAGCCACGUGGGCUGGCACAAGGCUUGGCACCUCUCAAGGUGGUAGAGUUCUUGCCCAACACUUGCUCCCAUCAGGCAGCUGAGUGGGUUUUGUUUUGCAGAAAGUAGUGCAGAGAUUUGAAAGGGCUUCUGAGAGAGCUAGGAGCUUACAGUUCCCAGCUAGGGUUUUCUGUUUGCCCUGGGAUGCUGCAUGGUCUCUGUGGCAGCAGGGAUGGGGAUUCUAAGGCCUGCCAUCUGGGCCUACCAUAGGGACAGUGAACCUGACUAUAAGCUUGGGUCAGCUUUUUUUAGGUUGGGGUUCCAAAACCACUUUCAGGCUGGACUGCACUGCCUUCCCACAGUGCUUCUGGCACUGGACUUUGUUAAGCACAUUCCCAUCAUCUAUCCCUCACCUGAGUGGUAGGACUCCCAUCUGGGGCCGUGAGCAAGUUGUACCUCGAUUUUGGCAAUAAAAGUAUUCCGGAUGCUGUAA